Molecule: messenger RNA, 3303 nt
Organism: Asterias rubens (European starfish)
Lineage: Eukaryota; Metazoa; Echinodermata; Asteroidea; Forcipulatida; Asteriidae
Product: pseudouridine-metabolizing bifunctional protein C1861.05-like
Exons: 17
Coding region: 105-2219 (704 amino acids)
Molecular function (GO): pseudouridylate synthase activity; kinase activity
Source: RefSeq, a predicted model, not a curated record
UGCACCGGCGCGAGAGAGAGAAGGGGAACUUCGGAAACUUGUUCUCAUAUUUGUUUAACGAUUACUGCAUUGCUCCCGUGACAUAUACAGGUUAUUGGAAAGUAAUGAUGCACCUCACAGUGAAUCGACCCCUGACAACACUGCUUAAACACAUGUACAUGUAUGCUAGACAAAAGCAUUCUACAAGCAGCAUACCAAAUGAUUUGAUCCAGGUUCAGGCAAAUGUAGCUUCAGUAUUACGUCAAGGUGGCCCUGUGGUGGCAUUAGAGAGCACUAUCAUCACACAUGGAAUGCCAUACCCAGACAACCUCAGGACAGCACAAGAAGUAGAGAGUAUCAUAGAGCUAAAUGAUGCAACACCAGCCACUAUUGCCUUGAUGAAUGGCAAGUUACACAUUGGACUGACUCAAUCUGAUCUACAAUAUCUAGCCAAAUCUACCAGUCCAGUCAAAGCAUCUAGAAGAGAUCUUGCAUGGGUUUUGAGCAAGGGUUUGACUGGAGGUACUACUGUGUCAGGUACCAUGAUUGGAGCUCAUCGUGCUGGCAUCCAUGUCUUUGUGACUGGUGGUAUUGGUGGUGUGCAUAGAGAAGGACAAACAAGUAUGGAUGUGAGUGCAGAUUUAACUGAAUUAGGACGUACCCCAGUGGCAGUGAUUUCUGCUGGUGUUAAAUCUAUAUUAGACAUCCCAAGAACUUUGGAAUAUCUGGAGACAGAGGGAGUUACCGUAGCAACAUUUGGUCCUAGUCGGGACUUCCCAGCAUUUUUUUUGCCGAGCAGUGGUUAUCAAGCACCAAUAAAUGUGACCUCUGCUCGAGAAGCUGCUGAGUUAAUAGAUUACUCCUUAUCCUUAGAGUUAGGGAGUGGACUAUUGAUAGGUGUACCAAUACCAUCUAGUGUGGCUACACAAGGACAACAGAUUGAAGAUGCAAUACAAUCUGCACUUCAACAAGCUAGUGUUGAAGGCAUUCAUGGUAAAGACGUAACUCCCUUCAUUCUUCAGCGAGUCAAUGAACUAACUGGAGGUGAAUCAUUGAAAGCAAAUAUUGCUCUCAUCCAAAACAAUGCAAGAGUGGGGAGUAAGAUUGCACAAGAACUUUCUUAUAUAAGGAGAGACGGAUCCAAAAGAAGACACGUAACAAAAACAACGGAACCUACUGCCAAAUAUGGACAACCAGUUGUGAUAGGUGGAAGUAAUGUUGACUUGGUUUCUUCAAUUAGAAGUCAGAAUAUUCAGUACGGUGAUGGAACCAAUCCUGGUAGUGUGCAUAUAACACUGGGUGGUGUAGGACGUAACAUAGCUGAUUGCCUAUCUCGGCUUGGUACCUCCCCCAUGUUCCUGUCAGCAAUAGGACGUGACAGUCAGGGGGAUACAUUAUUGGGUCUAUCCUCACACAUGAAUACAUCAGCUGUAUCCAUCAUUGAUGACCAUAGCACAGCAACCUACUCAUGUGUACUUGACAGUGAUGGAGCAAUGGUACUUGGAGUUGGUGAUAUGGAUGUCCAUGUCCAAAUAACACCUGAAUAUGUAUCUGGAUAUGAGAAGUAUUUAAGUUCAGCUCCAUUGGUUUGCAUUGAUGGUAAUAUACCAGUGGAUACCAUUGAGUAUGUAUGCAAGUAUUGUGCUCAACAUAAUACUCCAGUUUGGUAUGAACCAACAUGUAUCGUGAAAUCAACUCUACCAUUCCAGUCUGACUGUUGGAAGACAAUCUCCUAUAUCUCACCCAACUUCAAGGAACUCUGUAUGAUAUCAAACUGUCUACACAAGAAAAACGACGCUUACCAAGAUCAUAAUAACUUGACUGUGCAUACACAAGUGGAGAUAUGUAUUGAGCUUUGUGAGUUACUACUGCAGCAUAUGUACUGUGUUGUUGUGACUCUUGGUCAACAUGGAAUAUUAGUUUGCAGAAAUGCCCAACCUGAAGAACCAUUCCUCAUAGCUUCAUCCACACCACAGGAAAGAACUGCAUCCAAGAUGUCCGUUGUACAUUACCCAGCAUGCAAUGCUGAUCAUAUAACCAGUGUGUCUGGAGCUGGAGAUUGUUUGGCAGGGGCAAUGAUUGCUAGAAUACUACAACAAUCUACACCUGACGACUGUAUUAAAUCUGGUCUACUGGCAGCUUUAUGUUCAACUCAAACCUAUUUGACAGUACCAGCAUCAGUAUCAACUAUUGAUGAGUUACUUGACUCUACAAUAUGUCAACCCAACCGUAUCUUGUAAUGUCAUCACUUACAUUCAUCAUACUGCAGAGGUUUCUUCAAAAGAACAAAACAUACAAUCGAGAGAUUUGUUUUUACCCUUGUGUGUAUAGAGCACUUUACUAUACCUCACACAUAUUCAUGACCGAGAUUCGAGUUCUUACUGGUCCAUUCAUCAUCACGUGCCAGGCGCUAUUUGGGUUAUUUACCAAGCUCGCACGCAUGUAUUCACGCAAAUGGUAAUUAAUGCACAUAACAAGUAGAAUAGCGCCUGGGCCAUGUGCGUGACCGGGCAGCAGUCUACUUGUCAUGCGCUUUAUGAUCGUGACUGUUCACUGGGUGUUGUAGCCUACACACACACAAACAUCGCUCUAGCGACAUCCAACAAACAUCGCUCUAGCGACAUCCAACACAUGAACAAACUUAUCAUGAUUUGACAGUCGUCAUUUCCCUUGUUUUCUACAGCGUUCCCGAUUAGUUGGACGUGAAACAAACCUCUUAUUACCCUACAAUGAAACCAUGGGGGUCAAUUUGUCUUGAAAUGUUGGGUAGGGAGACAUCGGGAGUUAUAUCGCUCCUGGUGCAACCUGGGAACUUCCGAUACAGACUUUUGUUUUCCAAUGUAUUUGUCACACAGCUGCUUGCAAAGCAUUAUUAUAUUCAAUUUAAAGAUUAUACACAUUUUUUGUUUUUCUAUUCAUUUCAAUUCAUUAAUUUUAAUUUAUGAAUAUAAAAACGAGUGUAAACUGAUUAAUUUGUUUAAAAAAAAAACAUUUUUCUAGUUAAAAGUCUUAAUUCACACUAGUAUUUGCAAUCAAUUAAAACAUGAAGAGUGAUUUACCAUAAUUAAUUUGCUGCUUAUUUUAAACUGACUAAUCAUGGUAAUUAAACUUUGUCUUAGUAAUUGUAUUUGUUUUUUAAUGUUUGCAUAAUGUUUUUGUUUAUCUUUUUUCUUUUUGAUGAAAUGAAUGAAAACUUAGACACAUGUCGAAGGCAAAUUGUCAAAGAUCUUUGGAAACAUUCAGUACAAUUAUCAUGCUAUAUUUCUACAGGGAAAGUAUGUGUGGAAACAUAAAUACUGGAGGUUAAAUAAACAGAGAAAAGAA